AAUUGCAGAUACAAAUUACGAACCCUUGUAUCCAUUUCUGACACUCAAAAACAUAUAUUUUCAGCACUUUCUCCUGGCUGACUUAGUCAAUAAAAAUUAUUUUCAAAUUUCUGUCCGUUUCCCUACUGGAACACCUAGUACAUCCAAAGUUCAUUCGCCCGCCGAAGAAAAGUGUCCGUUCUAAAUCGUCUCAUAUAUUAGCAGUUUUUUCCUAAACGAGACAAUACUGACCAUUAGCAGGCACUUGCGCCACUCUUCCUUCCUCCUGGCUCUCACCAAGAAAGAAUACCGUCGACUUCUUGCUGGCGCGUUCGGUACGCACUUGUCUGUCGGUUGCCACAGCAAUCACGUGCUUUUUCGACUGUUUACCGCGACUUCUUGCGUAUUCUUAGAGCGUUGAACUAUUUUGCGUUGGUUUGUUUGUAAAUAUCAAUAAGAAACAACCACUAAUGAAGCUGUUACAAGCAACUAAUUGAAAUUUAUUAUUUUCGGUGCACAUACAACUGGAUUAUUUGGUGAAAGUGUCAGUGAUUUGAUAACUAUUAGUGCUUUUUAAAAGGGAGAUGAGCUAGGGGAUUUGGAAAAGGAAUGACUGCCAGACGGAAUGUUCGAGCUGCCAAUAUCACAUUUAACCCAACGAAGAUAGGAGCAUGAAUAGUUUAGCAUUCGCCGUUAUACUGAUCGCUUUAGGGCAUUCAGCUUUGGGAUGCCAGUUCUAUCCGCAAGGGGAAUACCUAAGAUUUAUACGGGUACCUGAGAAUUUGAAAGUGGGGGAAGAAGUGUUGCGUAUAGAAGUGCACCCUAGGAACAACUUGGUAUUGCAACCUAUCGAUAGAGCAGAGGAUGUACAAUACUUCACGUAUCGUAAUCUUAAUAGGACCACGGUAUCUCUUUUGCUCGCGAAAUCGCUGGAGGACCUAGUGGAUACGGAUAAUCCUAGGAACGUCCUAAAAUUUAAACUUAGUUGUGAUUUUAACGAUGGCGAAGAUACUAUUACCUCUUCCUUAUCGGUUACUGUUUAUGUAGAAGACAUAAACGAUCAUGAACCUGUUUUCGUCGGUGCACCUUACAAGGUCGAGGUUGACGAGUUAUUCCCAGUAGGACUAACAUUGUUCAGAGGAAUAAAAGCUGUCGACCGCGACAAACCUAACACGCCCAAUUCCGACGUACAGUACGCAAUAAUUGCAGGAAAUGAUCGCGGGAAAUUCGCCCUCGAGAGCAGUCAGCAACCGAAUUUGAUAUUGGAAAAGGCUUUGGACUUCGACUCGGGCGAUCGAGAUUAUGUGCUUACCAUUACCGCGAUGGAUAGAGGCAUGCCACCGAGAAGUUCGAAUGCCACGAUGCGAGUCAAGAUCAACGACAAUGAUGAUUUGCCUCCCAAGUUUACCAAGGGAAUUUACAGGACUCGCAUUCAAGAAUUUUAUCCGAUUACCGGCGCUAAGAUACACGAACGGCUCAGCUUCCAGCCAGCGAUAUACGCUUUCGAUCAAGAUUUUGCCAUCGACACUCCCAUUAGAUACGACAUUAUAGCUGGCAACGAUCGACAUCUGUUCUAUCUGGACCACGUAAACGGCUCUUUGUUCUUAGAAAGGGAAAUCGACUUGGAAGCUGAACGGUCAUUGCCAGCGAACACAUUUGUUCUGCAGAUUCAAGCGUCGCAGGUGGACAAUCCUCUUAAAGCGGGAGUAGCCCGGGUCGAAGUAGAAGUAAUAGACUUGAACGAUAACUUGCCUGAAUUCGAAGUUGACUUCUACAACAUCAGCAUCGUGGAGAACUUACCAAAUGGUUUCAGUGUUCUGCAAAUUAUUGCCACUGACCAGGAUCAAGGCGAUAAUGCUGAGUUUUCAUAUCAAUUGGAUGAUAAAAGCGGUGCCUUCACUUUAGACUCACGAACAGGAUGGAUGACGGUGAGAGAUCAGACCAUUUUAGAUAGGGAGAAAAGGUCCACCAUUAGUAUGCGGGUUCAUGCGAAGGAGAAAGUUCCGAGUGUUGUGUCGAAUAAAGUGGGAGCUUCCUCAGUCAUGGUUGAGGUUACAUUACUGGACGCUAAUGACAAUAAUCCGACGUUCAUUCCAACAAACCUCUAUGACUUUGUGAUUACCACUGAAGCGAGGAAAGGAGAUUCAGUUGGACAAAUCCAUGCCAUUGACCCGGACCUUGGAAGGAAUGGUUUAGUUAUGUACGCUUUACAAAAAGCGCCAAACAACAGUCAAUCUUUCGACGUCGAUCCCAAAAGAGGAACCGUAUUUGUUGCCACCGAUAAUCUGGCGCCCGGGAAACACCUUCUUUUUGUGGAAGCUUCCGAUCAACCCAUUAACCCCAGCGAAAGGCGAACUUCUUUAGCUGUUGUCACAAUUGAUGUUAAAGAUCACAGAGGGCAGAAGGGCUACCCAGAGUUUAUCGGCGCACCGUACGAAUUUUGGGUCGGAGCUAAUGUUGGAAUCGGAACUAGCGUGGGUCAGCUACGUGUCAGCGAAGUUCCUGACAAAAAUAAGCUGGUUUUUGAUUUGCUUCACAGCUAUCAUGAAGGAGUUCCAUUCGCCGUCGAAGAGAAGUCUGGAGUCAUAACGGUGGUGGAAGAAUUGAAAAAAUACGACAGAUUACGUUACGAUUUCGAAGGUGUCGUUUCCAAUGAGCGUGAUUUAUCUUUGGUUACCAACGUAACGUUGCACCUUGUGGACCCUAAUGACGAACGGACCAUUCUCAUGAAAGCCGGGAAAGCGCCCCUAGAAUUUCAUGUGAAGGAAAAUCAACCGAAUAUAUUAAUAGGAAGACUGGGUUUCAAGAGUAACACGACAAGUGGGUUGAAAUUCUCUAUCGCCAACCAAAAAGACGUUACCGAUGUGAUAGCUAUAACAAGUGAUGGAACAUUGCAUACACUAAGAUCUCUGGAUCGAGAGACUAGAGACGUGUACAGGCUAACCGUCAUCGCUGAAUAUAAUAAGGGAAGCGUUUUGGGCACUGGUAUCUACCAGGUAACUAUCUACGUUGAUGACGAAAACGAUAAUAAGCCCACAUUCGAACGGAGCACCUACGAAGGAAAAAUCAAAGAAAACUCGAGGUCAGGCACGGAGGUUGAUCUUGACUUUCCUGUACACGCGAGCGACAAAGAUAUCGGUGCGAAUGGUCAAUUUACUGUGACGAUAUUCGGCAACGGAAGCGAAAACUUCCGUUUAGAUCGAAACACUGGCAAAAUUCAGUUUACUAGCGCGAGUAUGCCGUUAGAUCGCGAAACCACCAGCGUUUACAAUCUCAGAUUGGUGGCCAAAGAUAAAGGCGGUCUUUAUAGCGAAUCAAAGUUGAACAUUUUCAUUGAGGAUGAAAACGACAACGCUCCUAAUUUUGAAGAAAUCAAAGUAAACAAAGAGAAAGGCGUCGAAGUGGUGAAAAUAGACGCAGAAGGCGGCAAAGCAUCGCAUUUCGAGGAAACUGAGCCGCAAUCUGGCAGAUAUGUACUCAAACGUGGCUACCUAGGGGCGGUGAAGAAACUCAAGCAAAAAAUGUCACCUUUGAUUUCCAUACCGGAGGAUAUCGGUGUUGGAACCUCAGUAUUACGACUUAUAGCAGAAGACAAGGACGCUGGAGAAAACGCCAAGAUAAAAUACGAAAUGGUAUCGGAAACGUACAUCCCGAGUGAACGUACUUCCGAACCGUUCAAUUUGAUCCAGUAUUUUAUGGUACAUCCGAUCAAUGGAGAAAUUUCAGUGGCCAGGGUUCUGCCCCCAGAAUCUGAAUUCAGAUUAAACGUGUCAGCUUCGGAUAAAGGGAUGUUAAAAGAUAAUGUAGUAAUUAGGAUCAUGGUUAAAGAUAUUAAUGAUCACACGCCAGUGUUUAAGAAGUCUUGGUACAAUUUUGACACGGAGGAAGCUGCCUAUACCAGAAAAAUAUUAGGAAAAAUUGAAGCUACUGAUGCUGACUACGGACCCAAUGCAAAUAUUUCAUAUUCUAUUAAAACAGAAAACGCUUCUAGAAUUCCUUUUACGAUAUCUACCUACACGGGAUAUCUAAGCGUUGACGGUAUUCUCGAUAGAGAAGUCAGAGAUAAGUACUCGUUCGUGGUAAUAGCGAAGGAUAAUCCUUCAGACGGCAAAUCGCUUAGCAGUUCUGUAAAUGUAGACGUGAACGUAUUGGACGUCAACGAUAAUCCGCCAAUAUUCUACGGAUAUGACGAGCUUACCGUGAAUGCCGAAGCCAAUACCCAUUCCAAUCACAAUUACCAGGAGAAGAUUCCAGUUUACUACGCCACUGCAGCAGAAAAUAGUCCCGUUGGUACACCAAUUACUAGAGUUUUUGCCAACGACUCGGAUUUCACAGGCAACGGCAAUGGACUAAUACUGUUUGACAUACCAUUCCGCAAGGGCAAGCCAAAUUUGUUCGCUGUUGAUUCCAAGGAAGGUAUUGUUACGACCAUUGGAAAGCUUGACUAUGAGACUAAGAAGGUCCACAACGUCACCAUCAUUGCUUCGGAUCUGGGCUCUCCUAGUAUGAGCUCGACUGCGUUACUCAUGAUCAGCGUCAUUGACAUUCCAGAGGACAAUCAACCUAUUGAAAACGCUGUUUUCAAUCAUCGGUAUUACGAAGUUGAAGUUGAGGAGAAUGUACCCGUGCCGCUGAAACUAUUGACCUUGAACGUCAGCGAUGCUUAUAAAUCGCACAAGUUGCGAUUCACAAUUGAAGCGGAAAAGAACAGCGACAUCAAACGAAUGUUCCACAUAGAUCCCAGGAACGGUACGCUGUUUAUUAUGGAAAGUCCGGACAGGGAGAAAAGAUCGAAAUAUGAAUUUGUAAUUCGUCUGGAUCAAUUUAAAGUGGGUCGUGACAUGGCGGUUAUGAUCUAUCCGGUGACCAACGACAAGCUGGGCCAUUUGGGAUUAAACGAAGUCAAGGUAGUGGUAAAAGUGACAGAUGUCAACGACAAUGCACCGAAAUUUACGUCCUACGGUAGACCGAUUGUGGCGGCCAUACCAGCAACUGCUACUUACGGAUACGACGUACUUAAGCUCCAGGCCACGGAUCCCGAUAUGGAUCAAAAUGGGGAGGUCCGUUAUCAAAUUUUGAGCCGGUCCGAUGAAACCACUGGGCGCUUCGCAAUAGACCCGAUUAGCGGUCAAAUCAGAGCUAUAGCACACUUCGCCAAGGACGCCGGGAAAGUGUUCGGUUUCGACGUUAAAGCUACUGACCGACGUGGCGCGGAUGAUGGGAAAAGCACAAUAGUGAAUAUAUUUGUAUACGUCCUCGACGAACAGAAGCAGUUAGUUAUGGUGAUGGGGCUCAAACCCACUGAAGUGGAGAAAAAUAUGAGCAACAUUACAUCGGUUUUAUAUAACACAACUGGGUACGACAUCCGAAUUCGUAAAUUGGAGCCCCAUCUCGAUCGCAACGAAGUCGAUCCUAGAGCCACGGACAUGUAUCUUUACGCAGUAGAUCCAAUGCUCAAUACAGUGGUAGAUAUGAAUCAACUUGAGCAGGUUCUUAUAAGAAAACAAAGGGAAAUUGAAAAGCAGCUGGAAGGACCCAAAGUGCUCGCAUUUUCGAGCGGAGCGGCAGUUGACAAAUAUCAGAUACGCAUCCCGCGAGUAAUUUUAUCUUCCAUGGAGAUUGGUUUUAUCAUUUUGGGCUGCAUCGUGUUUAUUGGGUCCGUCGCGACGGCGAUUUGUAUCGUAUGUGUUAAAAGAAUGAAAAGAAGGUCGAUAAAAAAUUACCCAUCCCCACUCGGAUACGCGUUAGCCUCGAAAGCCGGAUUAUAUCCUCCGGGAUUUGGAACGGAUCCCAUGCAUUUUCCAGACAUGGGCGCACACGACCUAACCCAUACGUCAUUGGGUUACCCCACUAUUUCCCGGCAUGACGUCUCUUGUCCAAGAUACGGGGCCAGGCUGAAUGGAUUUCGCGACAGACAAAGAAAUUCCGUAGGUAUGGAAAAAUCAGUAACGAGUUUGCACUCAAGCGGACAGGAUUCGGGCAUCGUCGAUGCUACCGUGACCAAUUGUCAAUGCGGCCAAAGUAGCAGUCGGAGUUCAGCAGGUAGCAGCAAUUACGAAGACUCACUACAAUCAAUUCCUCACAGCAGGAAACUAAGGGAUCCCACACCUCAGGGAAUUAUGCAUCACUACUAUUCGCAUAGUAAUAUCUCCAAUCAUAAACAACAGAAGCGGUCUAGAAAUAGAUCUAUUACCGAUGACAUUAUGGACCACAGUGCGUUGCACCAAAUCCAUUCCGUGAGUCAACUCCCGCCCGGUCCAUCGGGACUCUUCGUUCCCGGACCGUCCGCUUUGAGAAGAUCGACAGAACGAUUAAUGUUGGCGGGAAAUGUUAGUAACUAUAAGGAUCGGGAAAUUUUGUAGAGGACGUUAGUUGUCGAGCUAUUUGGAAGCAACUGUCAAUGAUUUGUUGAUGGGUGGCCACUAUCACUUGUUGUUUUGUUCAUUCGGAUUUUUCUUAGUUGGUACAGGUUUUUUUAACUAAAUAAGAGGUGUGGCCAUUUCCAAAUAGAUUCAACUGGCUCCAACCUUAGCUUCCUUGGUAAUUUCUUUCUGUUGUACAUAUAAGUAAGUACUUCCGUCCGACGUUGAAGCAUUAACAAAUUAUUACGGAAGCCAUUUUAAUACCCUUAGGUUUGCGCGCGAUAGUACCUCCAGGUUACAUAAAACUAACUCGUUUAAAGAUUUUUCUCAGCUCCAACUAUUUUGGUACACUUGUCCAUUCUAGCUCUGGCAGUGAAGGUUAUUUUAAACCGAAAUAAUUUUAAGGGAACCUUAAAGAGGGAGUCUUUUUUGUAUAUAUUUCCAAUGACCUUAAUAAUUUCUUUUAAACCUGUGACUUCAGUUCAGCAAAUAUUGACGUAUUUCAGUGGCACACACAUCUCUUAUGAUAUCGAUAAAGACACAAUGAUCAAAUAUUAAAUAAAUACAUAAAAGUUUGAACUUUCUUAUUGUUGGUGCCACACAUUUUUUUAUUUAAGGAUUUUCGAUGAUAGUUACCACAAUAUAGUCCAUACGUAGCUAGUAUUAUUUUCAUUCUUGUCAAUUGUUAGAGUGUUUCCCACCAUACAUUCUGAUAAUUAUUUUUAAUUCUUAAAUUCCUGUGUAAUAUAUUGUCAAAAUAUGUCCGCGAGUAGUAAUGUAGGAAAAGCGUAGAAACAUUCUACAAAAAUGGCCUCAAACGUGCAAUAUUGUGUAUAAAAAUUGUUGUAUAUUACGUAACAUAAGA
Cylas formicarius (sweet potato weevil) is the source of this 7206-nucleotide messenger RNA. Its product is annotated as cadherin-89D. The record is from RefSeq and is a predicted model, not a curated record. Gene Ontology annotation, cellular component: plasma membrane. The transcript is spliced from 27 exons. Bases 651 to 6341 code for a protein of 1896 amino acids. NCBI's taxonomy places the organism in Eukaryota, Metazoa, Arthropoda, Insecta, Coleoptera, Brentidae. Gene Ontology annotation, molecular function: calcium ion binding. Gene Ontology annotation, biological process: homophilic cell-cell adhesion.